GCUACGUGGUCGGCCGCUCCCUAUUGGUCGACAGAGAGUAUCCCGAGGAAAACCCUCCUACCUAGCGAUCAGUCUGUGAUAGCAGCUCCCGUUCAGGCGAUAUUUGAAUCAGCUGGGCAGUGAAACCUUGUGGAAACAAGUCAUAUUUGUAAAAAGAGCUCCAGGACCAGGGUCGAGAUGGAUGUGUUCAUGAAAGGGUUGUCCAAAGCUAAAGACGGCAUGGCGAUCGCCGCGGAGAAGACGAAGGAGGGAGCUGCGCUGGCGGCGGAAAAGACCAAGGAAGGCGCCAUGUUUAUCGGCACCAAGGCCAAAGAUGGUGUUGGUUCAGCGAAGGACCUUGCUGGUGGAGCCAUGGGGAAUAUCGCUGCAGCCACCGGCCUGGGGAAGAAGGACGAGUUCCCAUCUGACAUGAACCCCGAGGAGUAUGGGCAGGAGGCCAUGCAAGGAGAGACACAAAGAGAACAUCUGGAAGGAGAGACAUAUGACGAGAACCAGCAGGAGCAGGACUACGAACAAGAAGCAUAAAACCAUCAGUCCAAUUCUCCAUCCAACCAGCAGCACUGUACCGACAUGUAUUCAAAUAAAAAAGGACAAAUGCUGAAACUACGACAACAAUACAAAUCUAAAAGUACAAAAUCCACAAACAAGAAUUGCACCUGAGACAAAACAUUCCUCCUCCGUCUUCAAGAGGAAUCUUUUAUGAUAAUCGAUGCUAUAUUGUAAAUGUCGUGUUACUGCUGUAAUGUGUUGGGUCGUGUUACUGCUGUAAUGUGUUGGGUCGUGUCGUUGUUUCUGGAGAUGUAGAAGAGCCCGCUGUCUCGAGUCUCGUUUCCUUGAUUCCCUCCCAAUGGAACGAGACCCCCGGACCAGGCCUAUGGCUUGUGACCAUAGAAAUACAAUCCAUAGAACAGGCCUCCCCAUUCAAGACUGGACUCUAUUUCUAUGCGUGUGACUCUUUGUGUGUUUCUGUAUUUAUAAAUGUGAGAUAAUAACAGGUGUGUUUUUUCUCAUCUUCCAACAACGACGUUGGGAGCGAAAGAAAAUAAUUAAUCCGAUUGCAGAUGCAGAUAUGACUACUACCAAUAAUAUUAUAUGAGUGUGUACAAUGUCUGUUCGUGGAUUCUCUCUUUUGAAUUUACUUUUGGAGCAAGUUUUUAUUUAUUUAAUGUAUUUUUAAGUAAGAGUUUUAUACAUUGUAUCUUUAUAGUUGCUUGUGAAAUCAUACUGGUGGAACUAUCGGUUAGAAAUGGAUAAACUACGCGUGUGUGUGUGUGUGUGUGUGUGUGUGUGUGUGUGUGUGUGUGUGUGUGUGUGUGUGUGUGUGUGUGUGUGUGUGUGUGUGUGUGUGUGUGUGUGUGUGUGUGUGUGUGUGUGUGUGUGUGUGUGUGUGUGUGUGUGUGUGUGUGUGUGUGUGUGUGUGUGUGUGUGUACUGAAGAUUUUAACAAGUUAAAGUCAAUAUAUUACAUCUUGAAAUCACAAUGGUUGUCAGAUCAAUAUGUGCUUUAAAGUGCAGGUACUUGUCAAUAUAAAGGUUUAUGUGUUAACGCAGACAA
Messenger RNA from Oncorhynchus gorbuscha (pink salmon), 1554 nucleotides. It is a transcript of the gene sncb, whose product is annotated as synuclein, beta. The coding region runs from base 178 to 525 and encodes 115 amino acids. The transcript is spliced from 6 exons. Gene Ontology annotation, molecular function: cuprous ion binding. Lineage: Eukaryota; Metazoa; Chordata; Actinopteri; Salmoniformes; Salmonidae. Gene Ontology annotation, biological process: synaptic vesicle endocytosis; synapse organization; chemical synaptic transmission. Gene Ontology annotation, cellular component: cytoplasm; axon terminus; neuronal cell body. The record is from RefSeq and is a predicted model, not a curated record.